Molecule: messenger RNA, 1278 nt
Organism: Kazachstania africana CBS 2517
Lineage: Eukaryota; Fungi; Ascomycota; Saccharomycetes; Saccharomycetales; Saccharomycetaceae
Gene: STE4
Product: G protein subunit beta
Exons: 1
Coding region: 1-1278 (425 amino acids)
Biological process (GO): G protein-coupled receptor signaling pathway
Cellular component (GO): cytoplasm; heterotrimeric G-protein complex
Molecular function (GO): protein binding; signaling receptor complex adaptor activity
Source: RefSeq, a predicted model, not a curated record
AUGACUACAUUUCAACCCACAAUGGAUUUAUCAUUCUCAAGUGCAGCUUAUAUACAACCACAGACUCUGAUGUUCUCAGAUAAUGGAAAUUUAGAGGAAGAAAUUCAAAAUAAAAUUAAUAUAGCAAGGCAAGAAACUAAAAAUCUUUAUAUUCAAAUUGACAAAGUGAAAUUGAGAGUUCAAGAUGCAAAUCUUUUCCAAAUGGCGAACACAAUAGAACCUUUAAAUAAAAGUAAAAUAAACUUGAAACCAACGAUAGUGUUAAAAGGUCAUAACAAUAAAAUUGCAGAUUUUAGAUGGUCAAGAAAUUCUAAAAACAUUUUAAGUGCAAGUCAAGACGGUUUUAUGCUUAUAUGGGAUAGUGCAACUGGUAUGAAGCAAAAUGCCAUCCCUCUGGAUUCCCAAUGGGUACUUUCUUGUGCCAUGUCUCCAAAUGGAAAUCUGGUCGCAAGUGCAGGCCUUAACAAUAAUUGUACUGUUUACAAAGUCUCCAAAGAAAAUAGAGUACAACAAAAUAUCACUUCCAUAUUCAAAGGUCAUACAUGUUACAUUUCAGAUAUUGAUUUCCUUGACAAUACUCAGGUACUAACAGCUAGUGGUGACAUGACUUGUGCAUUGUGGGAUAUUCCAAAGGCAAAACGAGUUACCGAGUAUACAGACCAUUUGGGUGACGUUUUGGCGUUGGCACUUCCCACAAACAAAAAUAAUAACAACGAUGAAAAUAUUUUUGCAAGUUGCGGGUCUGAUGGAUAUACUUAUAUCUGGGAUAUAAGGACCCCUGGUUCAGUUCAAAAUUUUUUCGUCAGUAAUAGAGAUGUUAAUACUCUUCAAUUUUUCAAGGAUGGGAAUUCUAUCGCUACUGGUAGCGACGAUGGCAUGGUUAAUUUAUACGACUUACGUUCUGAUUGUCCAAUUGCAAAUUAUUCAUUAUCCACUAGUCUUCAUAGCCAACAGUACGAUCAACCAACUUAUUCUGAGGCCAAAAUGGUUUAUAGUAGGCAUUCUCCACAAUCAGCUACGGCGACAGCAGUAAGUUCGAGCUAUUUAGAUAAUCAAGGUGUCGUUUCAAUAGACUUCAGUAAUUCGGGUAGAUUGAUGUAUGCAUGCUAUACAGAUUCCGGAUGUGUGGUUUGGGAUACUCUGAAAGCGGAAAUUGUUGGUAAAUUAGAAGGUCAUAGUAACAGAGUCUCAAGAGUCAAGACAAGUCCAGAUGGAUUAGCUGUUUGUACAGGUUCGUGGGAUUCCACAAUGAAAAUUUGGUCCCCUGCAUAUAUGUAA